UGUAUGUGUGUGUGAGAGAGUGUAUAUAUAUGUGUGUGUGUGUGUGUGUGAGUGAGAGAAAAAGAAGUCACUCGGCGCAACAGUAGUGUUAUUCAUUCAUUAGAAGGUGUUCAGAGAAGCAGCAGCUGAAACGCUGCACAUUAGAGCCACAGCAGCUCUCAGCUCUCCAUCCGGCAACAGCUAGCUGCACUUCAGCAACUAUCUUCCCUUCACUUCACUUUAAAGCACGAUGGUUCAGAUUAGGAAAAUAUGCUGCAUAGGUGCUGGUUAUGUCGGGGGGCCAACGUGCAGCGUCAUCGCCAGCAUGUGUCCCGAGAUUACAGUGACCGUGGUCGAUGUGAACGAGACCCGAAUCAAAGCCUGGAACUCGGACACACUUCCCAUUUAUGAGCCUGGCCUGAACGAGGUUGUGUUGUCGUGCCGUGGCAAGAACCUUUUUUUCUCCACUGACAUCGACUCGGCCAUCAAGGAAGCAGACUUGGUCUUCAUUUCGGUCAACACACCCACUAAGACGUACGGGAUGGGAAAGGGCCGAGCGGCUGAUCUGAAGUUCAUCGAGGCAUGCGCACGGCGGAUUGUGGAGGUCUCCGAUGGUUAUAAGAUAGUGACGGAGAAAAGCACGGUGCCUGUGCGAGCUGCCGAGAGCAUCCGCAGGAUCUUCGACGCCAACACCAAACCCAGCCUCAACCUACAGGUGCUUUCCAACCCAGAGUUUCUUGCUGAAGGGACGGCUGUGAAGGACCUCAAGGAGCCGGACCGUGUUUUGAUUGGUGGAGAUGAAACUCCUGAAGGUCAAAAGGCGAUCAGGGCGCUAUGCGAAGUGUAUGAGCACUGGGUGCCUGAGUCACGCAUCAUCACCACCAACACAUGGUCAUCCGAGCUGUCCAAAUUAGCGGCGAAUGCAUUCCUAGCUCAACGUAUCAGCAGUAUAAACUCCAUCUCGGCUCUGUGUGAGUCCACCGGCGCUGACGUGGAGGAGGUGGCCAGAGCCAUCGGCAUGGACCAGCGCAUCGGCAACAAGUUCCUCAAGGCCAGCGUGGGCUUUGGAGGAAGCUGUUUCCAGAAGGACGUGCUGAAUUUGGUGUAUCUGUGUGAGGCACUGAAUCUGCCUGAAGUGGCCUCUUACUGGCAGCAGGUGAUUGAUAUGAACGAGUACCAGAGGAAAAGGUUUGCGUGCAGGAUCAUCGACUGUCUCUUUAACACUGUAACAGGAAAAAAAAUUGCUUUGCUAGGCUUCUCAUUCAAGAAGGACACUGGGGACACCAGAGAGUCAUCCAGUAUCUAUAUUUCUAAAUAUCUGAUGGAUGAAGGAGCCAAGCUGCACAUCUUUGAUCCUAAAGUGGCAAAAGAACAGAUCAUACAGGACCUGUCCCAGCCCAGCAUCUCAGGAGACAAUCCUGAGAGAGUAUCUGAGCUGGUCACUGUGUCGUCAGAUCCUUAUGAAGCCUGUAAAAGUGCGCAUGCACUAGUCAUCUGCACUGAAUGGGACAUGUUUAAGGAUCUGGAUUACGAGAAGAUUUAUCACCAGAUGUUGAAGCCAGCGUUCAUAUUCGAUGGCCGCAGAGUCCUUGAUCAUUUACACCCCCAACUACAGAACCUUGGUUUCCAGAUUGAGACGAUUGGAAAGAAGGUGAUGACCAGGCUUCCUUUCACCCCCACGGGUGCAGUCCCCAGAAUCACCCUCACCGAGCCACCGACUAAAAAAUCCAAAGUCUGAGACGCGCGUGUAUACACACACGAAACCAUGUCUACCGAGACGAACACACACACUCAGACUGGAUUUACUGCAUUUCUCUAAAAAAGAGCCAAAGUUCAAAAACGAUGCACAUUUUACUGUUGAGUUUGUAAUUCACCUGUCACAGGACACCGUGUCUGUAUCCCUCUACAGCACACUGCACUGGAUAGCAGUCAAGAAUUAUGCAGAUUUUUAUUUUUUUUUAAUUCAGUAGACAUGCCUUUCAACGUGACAAUGAUGUUUAGUUUUUCAGUAUUAAUUCUGAUCAUUACAUGGUGCAGCACUGAAAAGAGAAAUGUUGUCAUGAGCAUCUAAUUACAGUGAAAAAGCAAAUGCUUCCGAGUCUUUCAGCAGAGCCAUUAGUCCAUUUUUCUAUAGUGUGAUUGCGGUUAAAUCAUAAUGUAAUCGUGUCAUGUGAUAUACGUGUGUACUAGUUUAAUGUGAACUUUUUUAAAAAUAAAAUCAUUUCAUAUUGUACAGAUUUGUAACACUAAUGUAAUAUGAUAAAAGGCAACAAUUUCUUACAUACGUAUGGACCAAUUAAAAGCAUAUCUUAUUUUCACAAAAUAAAAUAAAUGAACAAAUGCUUCAAAAUUA
Molecule: messenger RNA, 2332 nt
Organism: Pangasianodon hypophthalmus (striped catfish)
Lineage: Eukaryota; Metazoa; Chordata; Actinopteri; Siluriformes; Pangasiidae
Gene: ugdh
Product: UDP-glucose 6-dehydrogenase
Exons: 12
Coding region: 230-1717 (495 amino acids)
Biological process (GO): glycosaminoglycan biosynthetic process
Cellular component (GO): cytosol; nucleus
Molecular function (GO): UDP-glucose 6-dehydrogenase activity; NAD binding
Source: RefSeq, a predicted model, not a curated record